Molecule: messenger RNA, 13161 nt
Organism: Acinonyx jubatus (cheetah)
Lineage: Eukaryota; Metazoa; Chordata; Mammalia; Carnivora; Felidae
Gene: NEMF
Product: nuclear export mediator factor
Exons: 33
Coding region: 242-3475 (1077 amino acids)
Biological process (GO): ribosome-associated ubiquitin-dependent protein catabolic process; rescue of stalled cytosolic ribosome
Cellular component (GO): RQC complex
Molecular function (GO): tRNA binding; ribosomal large subunit binding
Source: RefSeq, a predicted model, not a curated record
AUGCAGUUUCAAGACACUAGUUCGGAUCUAUGUCUAAUUGUUUUGGUAUAACGAAAAGGUAGUUGACGGCGACUUGAUAUUCCAAUUCUUCAGAAAAGCGACGCAAACACGUUCGCUUCAAGGAAUAUUGGGUCUUCUGCGCGGCCGUAGAUUUCGGCCAAGUGCGCCUGCGCAUAAGAGUAGCGGCGUUGAGUCAGGUAGUCAGUGGAGAAAACUGCGGUAGCGACACUCGGACCUCGCCAUGAAGACUCGCUUCAGCACCAUUGACCUCCGCGCGGUACUCGCGGAGCUGAAUGCCAGCUUACUAGGAAUGAGAGUAAACAAUGUUUAUGAUGUGGAUAAUAAGACCUAUCUUAUUCGUCUUCAAAAACCAGACUUUAAAGCUACACUUUUACUUGAAUCUGGCAUACGAAUUCACACAACAGAAUUUGAGUGGCCUAAGAAUAUGAUGCCAUCUAGUUUUGCCAUGAAGUGCCGAAAACACUUGAAGAGUCGGCGAUUAGUCAGUGCAAAACAACUUGGUGUGGAUAGAAUUGUAGAUUUUCAAUUUGGAAGUGAUGAAGCUGCUUAUCACUUAAUCAUUGAGCUCUAUGAUAGGGGAAACAUUGUUCUUACAGAUUAUGAGUACCUAAUUUUGAAUAUACUAAGAUUUCGAACUGAUGAGUCAGAUGAUGUUAAAUUUGCUGUUCGUGAACGCUACCCAGUUGAUCAUGCUAGAGCUGCUGAACCUUUGCUUACUUUGGAAAGACUGACUGAAAUAAUAGCCAGUGCACCUAAAGGUGAACUACUGAAGAGAGUUCUUAAUCCAUUACUUCCCUAUGGAUCAGCUCUCAUUGAACACUGUCUUAUAGAAAAUGGAUUCUCUGGCAAUGUCAAAGUGGAUGAAAAAUUUGAAAGUAAAGACCUUGAAAAAGUACUUGUUUGUCUGCAGAAAGCAGAAGACUAUAUGAAAACAACAUCCAACUUCAGUGGAAAGGGGUACAUCAUUCAGAAAAGAGAAAUAAAACCAAGCUUGGAAGUAGAUAAACCAACUGAAGACAUACUCACGUAUGAGGAAUUUCAUCCUUUCUUGUUUUCUCAACAUUCACAAUGUCCAUAUAUAGAAUUUGAAUCGUUUGACAAGGCCGUGGAUGAAUUUUAUUCCAAGAUAGAAGGUCAGAAAAUAGACUUAAAAGCUUUACAACAGGAAAAACAAGCAUUGAAGAAAUUAGAUAACGUCCGGAAGGAUCAUGAAAACAGAUUAGAAGCUCUUCAACAGGCUCAGGAAAUAGACAAACUUAAAGGAGAGCUCAUAGAAAUGAACCUACAGAUAGUUGACAGAGCUAUUCAGGUUGUCCGAAGUGCUUUAGCCAACCAGAUAGAUUGGACAGAAAUUGGGUUAAUUGUGAAAGAAGCCCAAGCUCAAGGAGACCCUGUUGCAAGUGCAAUUAAAGAAUUAAAACUACAAACAAACCAUGUUACAAUGCUACUAAGAAAUCCAUACUUGUUAUCAGAGGAGGAAGAUGACGAUGUUGAUGGUGACAUCACUGUUGAAAAAAAUGAAACCGAAGCACCAAAAGGAAAAAAGAAAAAGCAAAAGAAUAAACAGCUGCAGAAGCCUCAAAAAAAUAGGCCAUUACUUGUUGAUGUUGAUCUCAGCUUGUCAGCAUAUGCCAAUGCCAAAAAAUACUAUGAUCACAAGAGGUAUGCUGCUAAGAAAACACAAAAGACCGUGGAAGCUGCUGAGAAGGCAUUUAAAUCAGCAGAAAAAAAAACAAAGCAAACGUUAAAAGAAGUCCAAACAGUUACCUCUAUUCAGAAAGCAAGAAAAGUAUACUGGUUUGAGAAAUUUCUGUGGUUCGUUAGCUCAGAGAACUAUUUAAUUAUAGGUGGAAGAGAUCAGCAACAGAAUGAAAUGAUUGUGAAAAGAUACUUGACAACAGGGGACAUUUAUGUACAUGCUGAUCUUCAUGGAGCUACUAGCUGUGUAAUUAAGAAUCCAACAGGAGAACCCAUUCCACCUCGGACCUUGACUGAAGCCGGCACAAUGGCACUUUGCUACAGUGCUGCCUGGGAUGCACGAGUUAUCACUAGUGCUUGGUGGGUGUACCAUCAUCAGGUGUCUAAAACAGCACCAACUGGAGAAUAUUUGACAACAGGAAGCUUCAUGAUACGAGGAAAGAAGAAUUUCCUUCCUCCCUCGUAUCUAAUGAUGGGGUUUAGUUUCCUCUUUAAGGUAGAUGAGUCUUGUAUUUGGAGACAUCGGGGUGAAAGAAAAGUCAGAGUGCAGGAUGAAGACAUGGAAACAUUGGCAAGUUGCACACGUGAACUCAUAUCAGAAGAAAUGGAACAACUAGACGGAGGUGACAGUAGCAGUGACGAAGAUAAAGAGGAAUCACACGAAACUCCUGUGGAAGUGGAGCUUAUGAGUCAGGUUGACCAGGAGGAUAUCACUAUUCACAGUGGUGGAGAUGAGCUAAAUGAUGAAAUAAUUCAGGAAGAGAGCUCAGAAGAUGGAGAAUCUGAAGAAGUGGUAAAAGAUCAGGAACCUGUUGCUGAAAUGAUGGAUGUAGGCAAAGACACAUUAAAUUAUCCUGACACUACCAUUGAUUUGUCCCACCUUCAAUCUCAAAGGUCCCUCCAGAAAUUGGCUUCAAAAGAAGAAUCUUCUAGUAUGAGUGACAGUAAGUUACAGAGCCGGAGACAUUUGUCAGCCAAGGAAAGAAGGGAAAUGAAGAAGAAAAAGCUUCCAAGUGACUCAGGGGAUUUAGAAGUGAUAGAGGUAAAGGACAAAGAAAAAGAAAAUGCUCUACACAUUGAAACUCAUCAGAACACAAGCAAAAGUGUCCCAGCUGUGCAGCCAAUGAAGCGAGGACAAAAGAGUAAAAUGAAAAAAAUGAAGGAAAAAUACAAAGACCAAGAUGAAGAAGAACGUGAACUCAUCAUGAAAUUGCUGGGGUCUGCAGGUUCAAACAAAGAAGAAAAGGGGAAGAAGGGGAAGAAAGGAAAAACAAAGGAUGAACCUGUAAAGAAACAGACCCAGAGACCUAGAGGUGGACAAAGGGCUUCAGACAGCAUAAAGAAAGAAACUCCCUCCCUUGAGGUUGUAACUCCAGAGUUACAAGACUUGGCUGUAGAUGAUCCACAUGAUGACAAGCAGGAAGAGCAAGAUCUGGAUCAACAGGGUAAUGAGGAAAAUCUCUUUGACUCUUUGACAGGGCAGCCACAUCCUGAAGAUGUAUUACUAUUUGCCAUCCCAAUUUGUGCCCCUUACUCCACCAUGACAAACUAUAAAUACAAAGUGAAACUUACUCCUGGAGUUCAGAAAAAGGGAAAAGCUGCAAAAACAGCCUUGAAUAGUUUCAUGCAUUCCAAAGAAGCAACAGCAAGAGAAAAAGACUUGUUUCGCAGUGUAAAGGACACGGAUUUAUCAAGAAAUAUUCCUGGCAAAGUCAAAGUGUCUGCACCCAAUCUUCUGAAUGUAAAAAGAAAAUAGCUGAAAUGAAACCCUAAAAUAUUUGAGAAGAGCCAAUUUUAUAGCCUUUUGGAAGUUCAGAGAUGAAAACACACCAUGUAACAAGACUUCCGCAUUUAAAAAUGAACUAAACAUUGCCUUGCUAUAUUCGCCAAAAGGACUUACUGUUUUUUUUUCCAGUUUUAUAGAGAGGAAACGCGGAUAGGAUUUCCUAAAAUAUUUGUGGACAGUUAAAUGCUAAUUGUAUACAUCUGUAGUUAUUCUCCUACGUUUUCUUAAAAUUUGGGAGGUUAAUACUAAGUUUUCAUUUCAUGUUGUACAGAAACUGGAGUGAAGUGGCUCAGUUGCUCGGACACUGACUUGGUCGUCUACCGUGUACAGUGUCAGAGCUCUGUUACAGGCCAAUCACAGGUGGUUUUUCGUGUUCUGGUGCGGUGGUGGGGCUUGGGGGCAGUUAAACAUUUAGGAUUAAGUCUUGGAAGCCUUCUGCCGUUACCUGUACUUGUCAAAAAAUAUAUUAGACCAGAUUUAAAAUAGACAUAAUUCAGCCUAAGAAAUAACACCUAGAAAAAAAUGGUAUUGAUCAUUUCCAUUCAUUUAUACAACUUCACUUUUCAUCCUCACUUCCUUGUAAUCUCAUUCAGUUCUGUACCAUUUUAUUUUCUACCUCUAGUAAUUAUCAGCAUGUUAUAGAGUAUCUUAAAACCUAGGAUAUCAUAAGUGCACUUUUAGGCUUACCACUAAAGACUCCUGACACAGCUUUCUUCUUCUGUCUCCUAACAAAUGGAGAAUAAAGUCCUACGUCAUUUCCAUUCUUUUAUGAGCUAAAAAGCUGUCACUUUUUAAAUGAUGAGACAAUGGCUACCUACAGUCAAUAUGACCAUUUGCCCCAGCCCCUAUACCAAAGCAUUAAGGUCAAAGCACUAAACAGCUGUUGGUCCUUCCAAAAUUUCUUUUACCAGCUUAGUCCUGUUGAUAAUGUUUUUCCAUUUGAAAUUAAUGUAAAAAAAAAAACUUUGUAAUUAUACAUAUAGCCAGUGUUGUAAAUACAACAGACUACUCUUGCUAUUUAAAAAUAUAUAUAUAUAUAAGUUUAAAAUAACAUCACCAUUUUGAUAGUGAUAAGAAUAAUUAGUAUGUUUCUAUAGCUAUAUAUCCUGAAGUUACCAAAAAGGAAAUAUAAUAACCAUUCCUUGGGGUAAAAAGCCAAGUAUCAUUUUCUUUUGCUUUAAUAGAAGACAGUUACUGGUGUUAAAUACAUUUAUUGUAAACUUUAGACACAAAAAUAGGUUCUCUAGGCCAUUCACAUGCACAUUAAAACCAAAAAGCUGCAAACUACAACAAUGCAUAUAAUUAUACAAACGAUGCCACUCUCUGAUGUUUACAGAAUUGCUGUCCAUGCAAGGUGAUCAGAGGCAUUAUCUAUGAAGCCUUAAGAUCCAGAAGUGUUGUUACUACCAAACCUCUGAUUAACACUGUGAAGUAAGUGUUUUGGAAGGCAGUUCCACGAGCUGGCUAACAUUUCUUUAAAGCAAAUGACUGCUUCUAAGCUUAGCCUGAAAGUGGACAAGAGAAAAAUAAAUUUACUGUUUGAAGAAUUACCAAAAAAACAAAAGCCCACUUUGUUUAAAGAACUAGUUUUAUCAAUGGAAACUUGUCAUUGCCUUUAAAUUAUCUGUAAGCCUGGUUUUUCAAGAGCACUAAUUUAAAAUAAUCUGAGUACCAAGUAAAAAGUUACUUACCUUACAAGAGAUUUUGGUUGAACUGAAAAUAUAAGUAUUUCAUUACUGUGUGCCUGAAAAAUAGAAAAUGAAGAACAUAUUAAAAAGUAAGUACUCCACAAGUUUCAGAAAUAUGAUGAAGUGUCCUUUAAUACAGGGUAGUAUACUUAGUACACUUACAGCUCUGUGAUGGACAAGGAGGUUAUUGGCACAUCCACCAAAAACAAUGACUUCUCCUUCAUCACUGGCACAAGCUGUGUGCCAUAAUCUAAUUUAAAACAAGAGUUUUAAGUUACCCAGACACCAAGUUGACAAUUUACACUACGAACACAAUGAUGAAAUAAAGACUAGAGAUCUUCAGUACAGACCAAAACCUAAUGUUGAGCAGCAAUUAUCUUAAGUAGCAAAAGCUAGAAAAAUCUAUUAAUGUCUGUUUUAUCUGGAUGUUACCAUUUUAUCUAUCUGGUCCAGUCCUAACUUAUGCAAUGACGGGUUUGAACUGAAUGAUCUGUUUUCUAGGUCUUUGUUAGCAAUAAAAAUCUUACAGGAGAUGUGUGCUACAUGCCCUCUCAAUCUUCUUCUUUUCAUAGGCAGGGUCAGUUGACAUUAAAGAAAAAAUCUGAAGGAUGCUGUGAAUCUGCCUGACCUACUCAAAGUCUCAGGCCUGGUAAUUCUAUGGGAGAAUUCUUCUGCCAGAUGAAGCCUUUAUGGCAUAAGUGUACUGAAAUUAGAGACCUGUGGGGAAAUGCAGGCUGACCUACCUAAAUAUGCUUUGAAUACCAGUUGUGACUAUAUCAUUUGCUUUGGCAGUUUUUGUAAGAAUUCUUCUUGAGAUUAACAAAAAUAACUCUUCUUUUUGGGUGAUUUGAUUUAGUAUUUGUUAUACAGUGCUCCUACCAAUCUAAUAGAAAGUUCUGGAUUUCCCCCCCAUAUACAUUCUUCAAGGUUUUGAAAUUCUCUCCAGUUUUUUUUUUAAGUGACAAACCUAGAAGCAGUUCAAUUCACUGGAGUAAAGACCUUGAUUAUAAAUUUUAACUACAUCAACUUUAUGAUAAAAACAGCAGAAGUCAACAUCCAGCCCUGUUUUUCAUGCACCAUGACAGAAAAGAAAGCAUUUAAUACAAGGAUAGCAUUGGUUUUCUUUUCUUUCAAAAGGUUUGAUGUUAGGGGCGCACGGGUGGCUCAGUCUGUUAAGCAUCUGACUGUUGAUACGGGCUCAGGUCACAAUCUCACGGUUCCUGAGACUGGGUCCUGCAUCUGCACACUGCCAGCACAGAGCCUGCUUGGAAUUCUCUGUCCCUAACCCACUCAUGCUCACACGUGUGCACUCUCUCUCUCUCUCAAACAUUAAAAAAAAAAAAGGUAGGAUGUUAAAUCUUAGUGAAUGCUAGGGUGUUUAUCAUAAGAAUAGUGGAUGUAAUGCAGCCACAAUUUCCUCAGUCAUUACCAGCCUUGUACAUCUUUUUUAAGGUUUUAAGUAAUCCCUAUACCCAACAUGGGACUCAGGGUUGUUUGAGAUUAAGAGUCACAUGCUCUACUGACUGGCAACCAGGUGUCCCUAGUCUGGUACUGAAUAAUUGAAGUCCAUAAAGAUGUACAAGAAUUACUUUUUAAAUACUUCAUACCUUGGCUUUUCAGUAUAGGGAUGAUUAAACUGUAUCCAUUCAUUUUUACUGAUGCAGUAAGUCCAAGCAUCACCUGAUUGAAGCAAAGAAAGAAGAGCCAUGAAAUACGUUAUUUUGUCAAUGAGACAUUCAUGUUUAAAGGGCACAGCUUUAGCAAGAAAGGUAAUAAACUGUAAGUAGAAAGAGAAAGUAAAUACCCUGGUUUUUCCCUGAAGUUAAUCAAGUAAGCCCUUUGCAUGUCACAACCCUUAGGUGGAGCUUUUAAGGGCUGCACUGGACAGAAUAGAUGGAUGUUAUAGUACAAAAACAAUUAUAGAUUUAUUAUAGGAUCAAAAAUAAUAGCAAACCUCCAACCAACCCUAUAACCUUCUGAUACAUCUAAAAUAGACUGAAUUAUUUUCUUCUAUUUAUAUAUUACAUAUGAAUGAUAAUGAUUUCUUAUAUUUUUAAAGGACUUACUUAGUGGCUGUUUAUCAGUGGUAAAUCCUCCAAAGAGAAAGAGAUGAUCUGAAGAAACUGGUGUUAGUGAAUGCCAAGAUCGGCCAACUGGGCAUAUGCCUUGUGGAAUUCUGAAAAUAAUAGCUAAGUUACAAUAUCUGUGUUUAAAAGUAGCUACUGUUUAAUAUGGAAAAAUAUUUAAAUUUUCUGUGAAAAUUUAUACAGAAUAUUUGACAGAAGAGACUUUAGAUUUAAAAAGCUUCUUGGUAUUUUUUUUUUAUUUUUAAAAUUUUUUAAAUGUUUUAUUUAUUUUUGAGAGAGAGAGAGAGAGAGAGAGACACAGUACAAGUCGGGGAGGGGCAGAGAGCGAGGGAAACACAGAAUCCAGGAAGCAGGCUCCAGGCUCCGAGCCGUCAACACAAAGCCGGACACGGGACUUGAACCCAUGAACCAUGAGAUCAUGACCUGACCCGAAGUCACAUGCUUAACCGACUGAGCCACGCAGGUGCCCCAAAAGCUUCUUGGUAUUAAUAGCUGCAUGCUUGGUAUUAACUAUGUUUUUAGAAGGCAGAGUGAACUUUAGACCUUUUCAACAAACAUUGAGCACAUGUUGUGGAACAGGAAAUCAAAAAAUAAAAUUCCUUAUUUAAGGAUCUAGACAUCAUGUUUAUUUAAAUUCAGUUAUUUACCUGCUUAAAUUUCUAUGCUAACAGAAUAAAAUUAAAAAAUUUUAGAAAUUAUCUAAAGUGAUACAUACAAUUCAUUCCACUCCCACGUAUCCAGAUUAAGACAGUGAAGAUCAUUCAUUCUAGCAUCCUGAAAAAGGAUAAUUAAGGAAUUAUCAUUUUGAAUGACUCAUAAGCAAAUCAUUGAAACUGUUCACAAACUUACUCGAUAUCUGCCUCCAAACACAAAGCCUUUGUUUCCAACAGUUGCACAGGCAUGGGCAGCACGAGGCGAAGGUGCUUUACCCUAUAAAAGUCACAAAAGCAAUUUUUUAAAAUAAACACCAGUCUUCUCUGGAGGUGGGAUGAGGGUAUGCAAGACGCUUGAGCUUUUAAGCUCAAGUGCAGAUGUCUAGUCAACAGCAGUACUAACCCUGGGAGCUGUAAUUUUAGAUUUUGGAGAUAUAUUACUGAAUGCACUAGUUAAUGGAAUGCUUAUUUUUUUUUUAAAUAAAAAGGUAGCACAUUAUAAGACACCUGCGUCAGAGGAAAAAGAAAUCUAAUUAACUUAACAAUCUACUGCCAGGUCAUUUAUUUAGUUAUAAGCAAUACCCCUUAACAUCUAUUAGAUAGUAGAUGCCAGGUUAGUCCACACAUUCAUUAAACUUUUCUGAGGUAUGGACUUCUUGGAGAAUAAUGAAAGCAAUGGAUUUUCUCCAGAAAAACAAGAAUGAACUGUCAAUUUUACACCACCUCCCAAUUCCCUUUCUCCUCUAGGUAGCCUUUAAUAAUUCAUUAUUCUUCAGUAACUCACAGUAGUUAUAGGCUGACUCCAGAUAAAUGUUUCAGUGUCUAAAAUAUGUACAUGAUCAUUCCAUCCUCUUGGGUGACUUGAAUUCUACAGAAAAUGAGUAAGAAUCUGAGUUAUUUUUCAAAUAAUAUUUGUAAAAUUACAUAUCCUUGUCUGGUUUAUGAACAAGGCAAAAUGAACAAGACUAGCAGACAUAAGAUGUAUUAUUUCAACAUACUAAGUAGACCAUAUACAAAUAUGAAACUUCACUUACCCAAAAAGAUGUUUCAUCAAAUUCAAAAGUUCCCAAUACUUUAUCUUCAGGUAAAUAUCCAUAACCUCCAAAAAAUAUUAACCUGUUUGAUAAAAAACCAAGACACUAAAAAUUCUAACAUCCACAGGUUAGGAAGUUACAAGAAGUUUUUCUUUUGUCAUGCUAGGAACUGAGAAGGCAUGCUUGAGUAUAUGAAAAUUCUUAUUCAUAGAAUAAUGCCUACUGUGCCUAAUUAUGUCUUAGGUGUUGAGUGCUUUGAUGUAUUAAUUCACAUAAUCCUCAUAUGGGCCCUAGAAGUUAUGUUCUAGGGUUACAGUGUUUAUGGGCUAUGGAUACUUGAAUGGCAAACCACUUUGCACAUAAAAACCCAAACCUACGGGGCUGCUAACUCACUUGUUUUUAUAUACCCAGACACCAAGUUUAUCCUUUGAUGAUGGAGGAAUUCCUUGGCAAUCAAUUCUUUCCCACUGUAGUACUCUGUCUGUAGACCUUGAAUCCAGCAUGUAGAACUGUCAGAAGCAAUGAUUUCAGUUAGAUUUGGUUAUGCAAAAGAAACUCAACCUUGGCAUUUAGUUUUGUUGUGAUUUAUGACUAUAGGAAUGUCAUCUAAUUCAGUGCUUCUACAAUUGUGACUACAGACUGUUACUGUUCCAAAUAUACAUAAGGAACUUAUGCCAGAAUAUAAAUUACCUAAGUCGCUAAGCACCCUGUUGAGCUCAUUUUUUUUUACUGAUAGCCACAUUUUUUUUAAAUAUAUGAAAUUUAUUGUCAAAUUGGUUUUCAUACAACACCCAGUGCUCAUCCCAACAGGUGCCCUCCUCGAUACCCAUCACCCACCCUCCCCUUCCUCCCACCCCCCAUCAGCCCUCAGUUUGUUCUCAGUUUAACAGCCUCAUUUUUUUGAUGAAGGAACAGAAGUAUAUUGUGCCUUACAUAGGCACUUUGAGUUCUGCUAAUCUAAUUUAUGGGUUUGAAGACGGUAUCACCAAAAGAAUUCAACUUAGCAAUUUCACCUUCAAAUUCAAUUUAACACACAUGUCUUAAGCGCCUACUUAACUCUGGGAGCAAAGGAUAAAUCUUAAAAGAUUAAGUACUGGUCUGUCUUUCCAAGGUUUCACAUCCAGAUACUUGAAGAGACCUGGCCAUUAUAUGUAUAUCUUUUUACUUCUCCCAAGACUCCUAAGCUUCCUUUUGAUCAGACUUAAAAAUACUCAACUCUAGCCAUUUCUGUCUACCCCUAAAGCCACCGCUUCUUUUUUUCCCCAAGCUGCUUCAUGUGGUGUUAAGGUUCUUUUUCUCUUCCUUGCCCUAAAACACACACACCUCCACUACAGCCUGUAGCAGUGCCUCACAAAAUCUUUUAGGCACAGAACCCUUACUUCACACAAAAUCUUAAGCAAAAGCCUAACUGAAGUAGAGCUACACCUGUUAAGAUGGAGGGGUAGGGGGGUGAUCUGAAGCCUGCCUAACACCAUGACCCUCCUCCCACAGGGGUCCCAAGGCAUCUCAAAGAAAUCCCUAGAGCUCCUAGGAAUAGUCUGAAACUUUGUCAGCCAUAUGCUCCAGUCACACCAAACCACUUAGCAUUUCCGUGAACAAAACAUUUGCUUAUAUUUCUGCCUCCUGAUACUUGCAUCUUGGCUACCUCUCCCAGUUAUGAUUCUAUUCAACCCUCUUGGUUAAAGACUUUACUUAUUCUCUUCCUCCAUCCUGCCAAACACAAUGUCAAGGAUUCUUUUUCAGAUUUAACAAUAUUUACUGAGCUAUUUUAUGAGCCAGGCUCUAUGUAUCUUCUUUUCAUAUGCUACUGGAACCAUCUACUUAUUAUGUGUAUCCCCUCUAGGAUGUGAGCACCUAGAGAUGGGAACUGUAUCAUUCGUCUCUGUGUCUCCAAUGUCUAACCAAGUGCUCAGUAUAUAAGGUGCUACGUUGCUAAAUAAAUUUAUUAAGAGACUCCCUAAAUCAUAUGCAUCUUUCUGAUUGAUAUUUGUGUCUUGCUGGCCUGAGAAAACAACUGUUAAUCUUUUUCCUAUUUGGAAAAAACACAAAGUCUGAACAACAGUACCUUAUGGUACCAUAUUACGGGAAUUUUAGUAUAUAAAAUUCUGUAUUAAUUUAUCCUCAUAGCCGAGUGGUGGUCUGUUCAUUUUACCCUGCUCCUCAUCAUUGCAUCUUGUUUUCAUUUGGUUUGCUAAUAUUUAUCUAACACCCCAGGGUUCUAAGAGAACCACAGCUGCAAAGAGAACAAAGAAAACCCACUCAGGAAAUUACUGCAAACAAGUUAUCAAAGUUGACUUUACAAAAGGCAUAGAGAAAUACGGACUGGUAGACAAAAUACUAAAAUGCACAUUCAUACCGUUAUCAAGGACAUGCAUGUUUUAACCGGGACAGGAAUAAGUAUGAGCUAACCUUAGAAAUUGGAGGUUGUCUGAAAAAGAGUAAAACCCAACAGGGCCACCCAGGCACCCCAUGUUUAGUUGAGCUCUUAAACCACAAUCCUUAGAAACACUCACCUUAUUCGUAUUGCCUCUUGAAUGGUGUCCUCCAAACAAGUAGAGCACCCUGUCCACACACACCGCACAGCUUCCUGACAUCGAAGGAGGAACAUCCCCUUCUGUGUUAAUUUUUUUCCUGAGGGCAAAAAGACUGAAUGUAAAUGUUUCCCAAAAGAGAAGAAAUGCAAAAGUUACUUGUUUUUCUUCUAUCCCCACAAUAAAGGGAAAAAAUAAAAUGGGCUGGCCGGCUAGAGAGCAUCUGGGGGUCUCGUCUACAUCUAAAAUUAAUUCAAAGAAUGAGUUCCUUCCUCUUUGUUCACCCAUUCCACAGGCUGCGCCAGCUGACCCCACACACAGGGACGGUGAGAAGCUCUGGAAGCCCAGGAGCACACACCAUUUUAUGUUUCUCAAACUAACCUGCUCUUUAUUGAUAUAACCAUAAGUGGCUAUUUUGUUUUUGGUUUUGAGUCACCCAGGUACCUAAAACAUCCCACUCCUGACCGGUUAAUUCCACAAGUGUGUUUUAUUUAGUCACCUUUUAGCCAUUCAAAUGAAUCUGAUUCAAACCUAAUGUACUACUACAGGCACGUGGGUAAUACUUUCUCUAGGCCAGGCACUCCUGGGAGUGCUUUGCAUGCUUUAAAUCCUUCUGAAUCUAAAAAUGAAUCUGAAUCAAAAAGGCCUAAGAUUCACAGUAUUAAUAGGACUGUUAAAGUCUUCUGCUCACUCUAUCACUUUAUGCUAAGCUUUAACUUUGGCAGGCUUAGUUUUACAAAUUCCUUAUGGGGCUCAAUUUUUUAAAAAUUCGUAGAAUUCCCCUAUUAAAGGAAUACCAUUAUCAAUUUCUCUCUUGAAAAAAAAAAAAACAACAAAACACAGAUGAGCCAACAGCUCAGAUCAACACUGAUUUGCUAUGUACAGAAAUAAUCCUGACUUAGUUUUAGUUGAACUUUUUAAGAAAAUUUUUUCAACAUUUAUUUAUUUUUGAGAGACAGAGGGCAAGUGGAGGAGGGGCAGAGAGACUGGGAGACACAGAAUCUGAAGCAGGCUUCAGGCUCCGAGCUGUCAGCACAGAGCCCAAAGUGGGACUCAAGCUCACAAACGUGAGAUGGUGACCUGAGCCGAAGUGGGGUGCUUCACCGACAGGGCCAUCCAGGCACCCCAUUUUUAGUUGAACUCUUAAGAUUCUGCCAAGAGCCUCUUUGAGGACCACUGUCACAAGACUGGCAAAAGAUCCUUUUCAGAAUAUCCCCAGUUGUAUGGAAGGCAAAUUUAACUUCUUUCUUUAAACAAAACACACUAUUUUAAAGAGAUUUGUAUAGAAACUUUAAUGGCAGAGCUCAUUAAAAUAAAACCCCACCUUUAUUUCUAGCAGAUACAAUCUAGAAAUUAUUUUCUCAUUUUCCACGUAACAGAAGAUCUAACAUCUUGAAAAAACAUCAUAUGGAACUUUUAUAAUAUUUUCAUUCCAGGAUUGGAAGCCUCUAUCUACCUCUUUAUUUUAGUAUUACAAUGAUACUACAUAGAGCUCUGAAUACAAGUUUCUUCGAAGGUCAUAAAAGCACCAAGUAGGGGUGCCUGGGUGACUCAGUCGGUUAAGUAUAUUGACUCUUGAUUUUGGCUCAGGUCAUGAUCCCAUGGUUCGUAGGUUCCAGGCCUGUGUCAGAACAGAGCCUGCUUGAGAUUCUCUCUCUCUCUC